ACAUACUCCAACAGCUUACAGAGUAUGGUGAGUUUUUAUCCGUUUAAAGUGAUUUUUCGCUUGAAUUUUUGUUCUGGAUUAAAUUUAAACUGUAGAAAACAUUAAAAUAAAAAUCUGUCAUGGGCGCUGGAGCAUCCAAAAGCUCAACUCGCCGUAAGGUUCAGGCCUUGGCUGCUUUCGACGAAGCAGGAAGGAGGCACAGGGAGAAAAAGGGACAUGGGGGUUCAAGGAAAGGUUUGAGGAAACGUUUAUCUCGAGUUGAGGAGGUGACAGAGGACGAACCUUCAAUGGAGAGAACGUCGUCCGUCUCCUCAAACUGGGUACGCCUCCGUGAGAGGAGUUUGCCAAGUAUUGAGCUACAACCAAAGACUACACUGAGACUUAGCGACUUCAACAAAGUUGUGAGACAGAAAACAUUGGACCCAGACGACGAGAAACCUAUAGACAUUCCGUAUGGAAUGAGAGAAAAGGUUCGACCGGAAGAAUUGUGCCAUAUUUGCAGUGUAUACACUGGCAGGGAAACAUAUCCGUGUAGAAUAUGUUGUAAGGUUUACCACGAGGGAUGUCUCCAUAAGCUUGGGUAUUGUAAGGAUCCAGCUUCUUGUCUUCUUCUCAAGAGGGCCUUGAAGCCAAAGGGCUGGAGCUGUCACGAAUGUGACGACUGCAGUAAUAUGUUAACAGAAGAGGAACUAUUUGCAUUGUUAGACUCAUUUGAAAAGUAUGAUUUAACUCAAGAUUCAAGUAUAUCGUUGGAAGAGUAUUUGACGUACCGUAAGCGUGCAUACAAAGACACACAUACUGUCUCUCUACCUAAAGCCGAGCUACAAGACGAAAUGGCACAGUUUCAUCGAUUGGAUAAAGAAAACUCCGGAUCGGUAACAUGGUGGGAAUUUCUUAAUUACGAGUCAAUAAAAAUUCUUCUGAGACGUGGAAAGAAUGCAAUCACACGACUGCUUUAUCCAAGAGAGAUAGAACUUGCUUAUCGCCUGUUUCACAACUUUGAUGACGCGAACAGUGGUGAAAUAAGAGAAUACGAUGCUAAGAAAGCUUUGGCCUCUUGGUACACCUUGUUUCUAGAGAACGAUGACACUUUAAACGGAUUCACAAUUAUGUCUUCUAACAAGGAAGGAGAAUUAUGGUAUAUUGUUGCUGAGAUGCUGACCUUUACUAUGGAUACCAGCGUGGAGAGUAGCAGAAAAGUGAACUGGAACGAAUUUCUUCGGGAGUUAUCAAUAUACAUUAUAGCAGCCAGACCCAAUUUGUCGCCAGUUCCAAUGGAGAGUUCAGAGUGGACCAAAGAUGUCGUAGUCUCUACAGAAACAGAUUGUGAUAUUAAACGGACGUCUCUGUAAACCUAUCUGCUCGGUAAAAAUUUGUCAGCAAACAAUAAGCUGGUAUAUCUUUGUAUUGGCAGAAAAAGAUUUCAACAAUACAAUUUACAUUCAAAUUUGCACGUGGAAUAGCUUGACAGGCAUGUUCUUUACCAAAUUUGCAAUGAAUCAAAAAUAUGUCAUUCGGAUAUUCUAGGGAGCGAUAUAGCAUUCGUCCCACUGGAAGAGACAAGAAAUCUGUGAUAUUAAGGGAAAGCUGUGAAAGUGUUGACAAUGCAGAGAUCUUCCGGC
This is a messenger RNA of Ylistrum balloti, 1622 nucleotides long. Its product is annotated as PHD finger protein 24-like. The record is from RefSeq and is a predicted model, not a curated record. Lineage: Eukaryota; Metazoa; Mollusca; Bivalvia; Pectinida; Pectinidae. The transcript has 7 exons. Bases 120 to 1352 code for a protein of 410 amino acids.